CCACGACAGAAGCGUAGGUUCUGACGUGUCGGGGUCUCACAGGCCCACAGUCGUCGACAAGCCGGAGAGUCCCAAGCACCAAGUCUCCGGGACUGGAAGAGGGGUGGCCCGAGGUGCGAGAUGCAAGCGGGGAAGCCCAUCCUCUACUCCUAUUUCCGGAGCUCCUGCUCAUGGAGAGUUCGAAUCGCUCUGGCCUUGAAAAGCAUCGACUACGAGACGAUCCCCAUCAACCUUGUAAAGGAUGGGGGCCAGCAGUUCUCUGAAGAAUUCCAAGCACUGAAUCCCAUGAAGCAGGUGCCGGCCCUGAAGAUCGACGGCAUCACCAUUGGCCAGUCACUGGCCAUCAUCGAGUACCUGGAGGAGACUCGGCCCACCCCACAACUCUUGCCUCAAGACCCGAAGAAGAGAGCUUACGUGCGCAUGAUCUCCGACCUCAUCACGGGUGGCAUCCAGCCCCUGCAGAACCUGUCUGUCCUGAAGCAAGUGGGACAGGAGAACCAGCUGACCUGGGCCCAGAAAGCCAUCACUUCUGGCUUUAAUGCUCUGGAGCAGAUUCUGCAGAGCACAGCAGGAAGGUACUGUGUGGGAGAUGAGGUGUCCAUGGCUGAUCUCUGCUUAGUGCCUCAGGUGGCAAAUGCUGAAAGGUUCAAGGUGGAUCUCAUGCCCUACCCUACCAUCAGCCGCAUCAACAAGACCCUGCUGGCCUUGGAGGCUUUCCAAGUGUCUCACCCCUGCCGGCAGCCGGACACACCCCCUGAGCUAAGGGCCUAGCUCUCAAACUGUACCCCGUGGGUGAGGAGGGCGGGAAAGGGGUGCAGGAACAGAAGCUAGGGGGGCUGAACAGGCCUGGAAACAGGCAAGCCCUAGCUGGAGAAGCAGGAGGUUUGAACUCCUGGCCCUGGAACUUGAAGUCUAGCCCUGGACCUGCCUUCCCACUGAACCUCUUUGUGCUUCUAGUCCCCUCAUCUGUCAAAUGUGGGUUGGGAGGGAGGGAAGCAGGAACAUUACUGUGACCUAUGGCAUAGGGCAGUUGUGAAGCUGCAGGGACAAUGCAAACUAAAAUGCCUGGCAAGUUUACCAGAGAGAAGUCAGGAAGCCCCAGCGCCUCUUCCCAUCCUGAAACUGUACCUGACCCCCAGGAAUGCCCAUGCUGAAACCUGGUUAUUAAACUGAAGCCUAGGCCUCCAGGCUACUCAGUUAAAA
This is a messenger RNA of Suricata suricatta (meerkat), 1203 nucleotides long. It is a transcript of the gene GSTZ1, whose product is annotated as glutathione S-transferase zeta 1. Gene Ontology annotation, cellular component: cytoplasm; mitochondrion. NCBI's taxonomy places the organism in Eukaryota, Metazoa, Chordata, Mammalia, Carnivora, Herpestidae. Gene Ontology annotation, molecular function: glutathione transferase activity; maleylacetoacetate isomerase activity. The transcript is spliced from 9 exons. Gene Ontology annotation, biological process: L-phenylalanine catabolic process; glutathione metabolic process. Bases 121 to 771 code for a protein of 216 amino acids. The record is from RefSeq and is a predicted model, not a curated record.